AUGUGUGGCCGUUACUAUGGCAACUCCUGUGGCUAUGGCUGUGGCUACGGCUCUGGCUACGGCUGUGGCUACGGCUGUGGCUACGGCUCUGGCUAUGGCUAUGGCUACGGCUCUGGCUCUGGCUGUGGCUAUGGAUCUGGCUAUGGCUGUGGCUCUGGCUGCUGCUGUGGCUACGGCUCUGGCUACGGCUGUGGCUACGGCUGUGGCUAUGGAACUGGCUACGGCUGUGGCUCUGGCUGCUGUGGGUACCGCCCGUUUGUCUACAGAAGAUGCUAUUCUUGCUGCUAG
Molecule: messenger RNA, 288 nt
Organism: Myotis davidii
Lineage: Eukaryota; Metazoa; Chordata; Mammalia; Chiroptera; Vespertilionidae
Product: keratin-associated protein 6-2-like
Exons: 2
Coding region: 1-288 (95 amino acids)
Source: RefSeq, a predicted model, not a curated record